CUUAAAUGGGGAUGGAGCAAAGCUGAUCUUGAAGCACUUGAGGAAGCACUAGAUAGAUCAAGUGUAUUGAUUCUUUGACUAGAUCUUGGAGAUUCUCAAGGGAGCUUUACCAGGGGACUACAGUCAAUAUCUACGCAAUAUAGAGUCCCGCAAAAUGAAACGAUCAGUAUUGUACUAUCUCCGGAUCAUAUCGAACUUUCCAAUUUACCAAGCAGAAAACCGGCACAUCUUCAACGAUUAUCCUUUGAGAUGAGACCUCGAAGGAUUGAAGGUAGUGCUUUUCGGGUACUUGUAGAUUCACUCAGGAACAAUACCACUUUGACAUAUUUAGAUUUGCAUACCAAUCCAAUUGGGAAGAAGGGAGUUACAGCACUGUCAGAGGUACUCAAGACUAACAUGAUAUUGACCUGUUUGAACUUGCAUCUCAACAACAUUGAGGAUAAAGGAGCUCUUAUAUUAUCGGAGGCACUCAAGGUCAACGCGACCUUGGCCGCUUUGGUCUUGACGAACAACUCAAUUGGGAAUGAAGGGGCCUUUGCAUUCUCUGAGAUACUAAAGACUAAUACGACUUUAAUCACUUUGGAUUUGCGGUUCAACCUAAUUAAGAAAGGGGUCCUAGUAUUGUUAAAUGCGCUCAAGGCUAGCUCAACUUUGACCAGUUUGGGCUUCUGGAACACCUUCCUUAUGGAGCAAUUAUCGGGCGGAGGCGUACUCAAACGACUACCCAUUUGGGAACGGAGGGUCUCUCGCACUUUCGGAGGCACUCAAGGCCAACAUGACCUUGAUCAAUUUGGAAUUGGAGAGCAAGUCUGUUGGGAAAGAAGGGGCCCUGGCACUGUUAGAGGUCAAAACCAACACAACUUUAACCACGUUGGGCUUGUGGAAGAACAAAAUUAGGAAUGAAGGAGCUCUCGCAUUGUCAGAAGCGCUCAAGACCAACGCGACUUUGAUAAGUUUGUACCUGUAUUGGAAUUUAACUGGGGAGGAAGUAGAUCUGAUGUUAUCAGAAAUACUCAGAACAGGGGCUAAACAAGGUAUAAUUUAAGGCCAUGUACUUAUACUAUUAAAAGUAAAAAUAAAAAAG
Molecule: messenger RNA, 1084 nt
Organism: Lobosporangium transversale
Lineage: Eukaryota; Fungi; Mortierellomycota; Mortierellomycetes; Mortierellales; Mortierellaceae
Exons: 1
Coding region: 250-897 (215 amino acids)
Molecular function (GO): protein binding
Source: RefSeq, a predicted model, not a curated record